AUGAGAAUUCAAGGAGCAAAAGUAGUGAGACACACAUCAUCAACGUCAUUGAUAAUGCUACGUUACGACGUCAUGGAAAAGCUCCAAAUGACCCCCGGACGUUUUUCUGUCUGUUGGCUCAUCCUGGUGUGUGUCAUCCCCGGUGUGAUGUUGUGUCUACAGUGUGACCUUGCCAUCCGCCACAUGCACGAAGACUUCAUUUCCACAAAACACGAUAUGACUGUCCAAGAGCAGAUGGAUCUGAAGAAGAUUGUCAGUAAUGCCUACAUCACCUACCAGGAUACCAGCAUGCAGCUCUCUGGUGUCAUCGAUCUUACUACUUUGUACCGAGCACAAACUGAGUAUGAGAGCGAGUUCAGAAGGCACUGGCAGGAACCGAGCAUUGGUGCUAUCCAGUGGGAUAUGAUAAAUAUCCUGAAUAAAGGGCAAAGGAUCCUGAAGAAGCAUCUAGAAGUUUUUGUUGCAGAAGGACUGUGUCCAAAUAAAUGCGGUUUAUUGUUUCAGAGUGUAAUGAAUUGCUCUUCCUGCCAGUAUGGGCUGCGUAUAUGUCAAUCUGAUACACCCCCGAAGGACUGCGGAGAGCAUCACUUGUUAGUGAAUGAGGGCGAGCAGGCAGUAUUGGAUUGUUUUCUCCCGUGGCACCAUUUGGUAGUAGGACAUGCUGAGUAUCAUUACUCUUGGAAACGAGGAGCCACACAUUUUUCAGCUGAGGAUGGGUUCGAAGUUCUGGUGGUGACGAAGGACUCCAAAAUCGUCCUGAACCAGCUGAGUGUGAGUGAACAGGGAGUGUAUCGCUGCUUCCUGCUGGAUCAACACGACAUUACACUCUCACGCACACACUUCAUCCUGACUGUCACCCCCAUGCCCACUUUGCCACCAAGACAGAUUGCAACACUCCCUUCCCUCCGUCAUGUUGAUGUGAGUCAUGUCCAGCUUCAUGCAGACACUCUGAUCAUCACUCUCGCUCUUCUCACGGCUCUGAGCAUGUCAGGCAGCCUGGUCAUCAUCCUGUACAUCGGGAUGACGGUGAGACGGCAGACGAAAGCCAAAGUGGAGGAAGAAGAAUAG
Messenger RNA from Neoarius graeffei (lesser salmon catfish), 1068 nucleotides. RefSeq names its product izumo sperm-egg fusion protein 1. The transcript is spliced from 10 exons. Gene Ontology annotation, cellular component: plasma membrane; acrosomal membrane. NCBI's taxonomy places the organism in Eukaryota, Metazoa, Chordata, Actinopteri, Siluriformes, Ariidae. The coding region runs from base 1 to 1068 and encodes 355 amino acids. The record is from RefSeq and is a predicted model, not a curated record. Gene Ontology annotation, molecular function: signaling receptor binding; protein binding involved in heterotypic cell-cell adhesion. Gene Ontology annotation, biological process: heterotypic cell-cell adhesion; fusion of sperm to egg plasma membrane involved in single fertilization; sperm-egg recognition.